This is a messenger RNA of Eremothecium cymbalariae DBVPG#7215, 249 nucleotides long. It is a transcript of the gene COX12, whose product is annotated as cytochrome c oxidase subunit VIb. The record is from RefSeq and is a predicted model, not a curated record. NCBI's taxonomy places the organism in Eukaryota, Fungi, Ascomycota, Saccharomycetes, Saccharomycetales, Saccharomycetaceae. Gene Ontology annotation, cellular component: respiratory chain complex IV; mitochondrion. Bases 1 to 249 code for a protein of 82 amino acids. The transcript has a single exon.
AUGUCUGAACAAACUGAAAAUCAAUUACACACAGUUGGCUUUGAUGCCAGGUUCCCCAACCAAAAUCAAACUAAGCACUGCUGGCAAUCGUACGUCGACUACCACAAAUGUGUGAAUGCUAAAGGUGAGAACUUUGUCCCUUGCAAGAUUUUUUUUAAGACUUUUUCUUCCUUGUGUCCAGUUGAUUGGGUCGAAAAGUGGGAUGAGCAGAGAGCAAAAGGUGUGUUCCCGGGUGAUAUUCAACCUUAA